Messenger RNA from Haliaeetus leucocephalus (bald eagle), 2968 nucleotides. It is a transcript of the gene ITFG2, whose product is annotated as integrin alpha FG-GAP repeat containing 2. The record is from RefSeq and is a predicted model, not a curated record. Gene Ontology annotation, molecular function: protein binding. Lineage: Eukaryota; Metazoa; Chordata; Aves; Accipitriformes; Accipitridae. The coding region runs from base 1 to 1488 and encodes 495 amino acids. Gene Ontology annotation, biological process: regulation of TOR signaling. The transcript is spliced from 12 exons. Gene Ontology annotation, cellular component: KICSTOR complex.
AUGCUUAAAAUAAACAACUACAAUCCUGCCUUUGUAAACCGCACCCACCUGUCUCUCUCAAUCUAUAAACCCUUCAUCCCCUGCCCUGUUGCGGUGACGGCCGUACCCUGCCUCGGAGCGGCGGACCCGUCCCGCUUCGCUGUCGUCUGCGGCAGCGGGAACGACCCCUCCGGGCCCCGCUCGCCCAAUUCUCUUUUACAGCUGAAUGAGCUAGUGGUGGGAGACACCAACGGGAAACUCUAUGUUUACAAGAAUGAUGACAGCAAACCCUGGGCUGUGCGAUCUUGCCAAGGAAUGCUCACAUGUGUUGGUGUGGGAGAUGUAUGCAAUAAAGGAAAGAAUCUUGUGGUGGCGGUGAGUGCAGAGGGCUGGUUUCAUCUUUUUGACCUGACUUCUCCAACUUCAAAACACCCAGAUGCUUCAGGCCACCAUGAGUUGGCAGCAGCAGAAGAGCAGAAGCCAGUGUUCAAGCAGCAUAUUCCUGCCAACACCAAGGUCAUGCUGAUCAAUGACAUUGAUGGAGAUGGGAAGUGUGAGCUGGUGGUGGGUUACACUGACAGGGUGGUACGUGCCUUCCGCUGGGAGGACUUGUCGGAGAAUUCAGACCAUAUCUCUGGGCAGCUGCUCCUGUUGAAGAAAUGGCUGCUAGAAGGUCAGGUGGACAGCCUCUCUGUGAACCCAGGCCCUGAUGGCUCACCGGAGAUGAUGGUGUCUCAGCCAGGCUGCGGUUAUGCCAUUCUUCUGUGCACCUGGGACUCAGAGCAGCAGGCCACGACAGAGGGAAGAGACAACUCUGUCCCAAGCAGCGAGGCCCCUAUUCGAGAUGUUAUUCUACACCAAACAUCUGGACGGAUUCACAACAAGAAUGUUUCCACUCAUCUAAUUGGUAGCAUUGGCCGAGGCUGCUCCAGUGAGAAUAGUGGCUCCGGUCUCUUCGCCCUCUGUACUCUGGAUGGGACAUUGAAACUCAUGGAGGGAGCAGACAAGCUGCUUUGGUCUGUGCAGGUUGAUCACCAGCUGUUUGCUUUGGAAAAGCUGGAUGUUACUGGCAAUGGGCAUGAGGAGGUGAUUGCCUGUGCAUGGGAUGGCCAGACAUACAUCAUCGACCACAAUCGGACUGUUGCCAGAUUUCAAGCAGAUGAGAAUGUCAGUGCGUUCUGUGCAGGCCUCUAUGCAUGCAAAGGAGGAAGCAACAGCCCCUGCCUGGUUUAUGUCAGCUUCAAUCAGAAGAUCUACAUCUACUGGGAUGUGCAGCUGGAGAGAAUGGAGUCCACCAACCUGUUGAAAAUCCUGGAUUGUGACCCAGAGUUUGAAAACCUCCUGCAGCAGCUGGGUGUAGAAAGAAGCAAUGUUUCUGCUGUCAAAGAUCUGAUUCACAAAACACUGUAUUUUCCUGAGAAACAGCAGCAGAGCAGCCCCUCGCAGUGUCAGGAUCCUGCUGGAACAGACUCCUCUGCCCACUACACUGUCAUCCAGGAUCCAUUAUAACAAGUCACAUGGAGGCUGACAUCUUCAAUACCAGCACAAACUCUUCUCUGACUGGAAUUGGGCAUCUAAGGAAGAGGAGACUGUUCUUGUCCAAUCUCUGUCAAAGCUUGCAGACAGCAAAGGGUGUACAGGCUGGGUUCUGCGGAGGGAUGUGCUUGGCUGUAGGCUUGAGUGAAGGUGGUGGGUUGAUUUGCUUUUGGCUGAGCAAGCUACCAGAACAGCGAGAGUCCAGGGUCCUGCUCAUUUGCCUUCCAUUGCCAGUUUCCAUGUUCUCUGCUAGCUAAGGUGCUUUAUGGGUGACUGUGAAGGAGCACUGAGGGCAUAAGUGGAGAGAACAGCUGAGCUCAGUCUCUGUUUUGUCCUAUUCUUGCUGCUCUAGUGAUUACUUCUGAAUUCUUAGCAGGAUCACAGCACAGGAGCUGCAGAUGGAGGAACCAAGUUAGGGAGCAGGUGAGGGCCUUCUUUUCCAUUUAGGUGUGUUUUUAAAGUAGACCCAGGCAUUGUUUGCCUUUGCUCUGCUGCUGCUCUUCUACAAGCAGUUUCUCACGAACUAUCUCCCGUUCCGAGGAGCUGGAGACAUGUGUGAGAAGAACCACAACUUGCACUAAUAAAAUCUUGAGAGGUAACAGCUCCAGUGAACCCCAGCUGUACUCGAGAGGCAUUGCUUGUCUCCAUUGUCUUGGGCAGGGUGAUCCCAGAGAUGGCUGUGACUUAGCAAAGCAGCUGUGAACUGGGCAAUAAGAGGAGUCUGUCUUAACUGUGGAUCUGUGGUGCUGUGAGCUUGGCCAUUCCAUAAUAAGCAGUGGAAAUGCCACACUUCCUUCUUGUUGUGGAGAGUGCCAUGCUAUUUUGAGUCCUGCACAACUGAAAGAGGUGGACUGGACGUGGCGUUCCACUCACUGGUAUACGGAGUCUGGAAAUGGCCGUUGCUCACCCAGGCUGCUUGUAUGCAAAGGCCAGGGCAGGAACCUUUCCACAUGCUUCUGGUGUUCUGCUUUUCCCCAUCUCAGCUUGCCCCUUUCCUAACUCAACUUAUUAGGAUAGGAGCAGCAGGCUCACCUGCUGUUUUGCACCUAUUAUCUUCUCUGACUUGUGUGAUGUUUUGGAUGUGCAUAACGGAUGGAGCUGUCUCUUCACCCUUAUGGCAGCCUGAGGGGGUUUCAUCCAAGCCAGAGCAAAUAUUCAGUGAUCUCUUUUUAGCAAAUGGUAACAUUUAAAGAUCCUGCAGGCUGUUGAAAUCCUGCUGUGCUAUACUCUGCAAAACAUCCAAGGGCAGCUCUAACUGGGAGAAAGACUUUGUAUAGCGGAAAGGAGUGUCUUGCCCUUGGGUCAAAAGGACUGUUGUUAAAGUAGCCCUAUGUGGUAGAAGGGCAGGAUCUUUAUGUAAUAAGCCCUAGCUUUUCUUUGCAAUUUCCAUCCAUAGAUUUAUAUAAGCUUUGUAGAGGACAGCUUCUGUCCUCUGCAUUUGAUAGCUGUGAAA